Messenger RNA from Didymodactylos carnosus, 3093 nucleotides. Lineage: Eukaryota; Metazoa; Rotifera; Eurotatoria; Philodinida; Philodinidae. The record is from the annotation of a GenBank genome assembly.
AUGUUGGAAAAGCGCAAGCAAAAUGGUAUUGAAUUGGCAGCUUGGCAAAUAGCUGCUAUUUUCAUUUUGUCAAUUGCAUGUUUAAUUGGAAUUACUAUUCCUGUAUCACGCCAAAAACGUAUUAAUUGUGAAUCUUCUUCUUAUUUUACUUCAAAUUCAGACUUACCACGACCAAGACAUGUACGUCAAGGUCAAUGUCCAGCAGAUUUACCAGUUUGUUCGACUGCGCCAACUCCAACAGGUGGAACUGGAUCUACAGUAUCAAUAGUAACAACUUCAACUGCUCAACCCACAACAACCACUGCCAGAAAUACUUUACCACCAAUAACUAAGCCCCCAACUGUACCACCAUCAACAACCUCAAAUCCAUGGAUUAAUAUGACUCGUCCUCAUAACAGUAUUCGAUUACCAACAGUUGCACGACCUAUUUCGUACGAUAUCCAUAUUAGUUGUCCGCAAUGUUGGAAUGCGACGAUUAGCACAACUGAUAUUCAAUUUUCCGGUCGGACGACAAUUGAAGUCAGUAUUAUUACGCAAACAUCGUCUCUUAUUUUUCAUGCAAAAGAUUUGAUAAUAAAAAGUAUUCUAAUAAAUGGUACAAAUCCGCUGAACACGAUUAAUAUACCGGAAUUUGAAAUGAUUUAUUUGAAUCUUACCAAUACACUUUUAGCUGGUCAACGAAUAACACUUGAUAUAACAUACGAUGGUAGAGUCAACCGAUAUGAUCAAAGUGGAUUUUAUCUAGAAUUCUUUUAUACCGGUAUAAAUAAUGAGAAAUUUCUUGGUACAAAUUUUGAGCCAACAGAUGCUCGACGAGUUUUUCCCUGCUGGGAUGAACCUGGUUACAAAGCCACCUAUACACUAGCGAUUGAACAUGAUGAAAAUACUCUCGCAUUAUCAAACACACCCACUAAUACAAUCAUUACUAAUAACGGCAUAUCAACCACAACGUUUAUUACAACAGUUCCGCUAAGCACAUUUCUAUUGGCAUGGGCUAUAGUACCGAAUGAUUUUGGUGUGGCAUCGAUUAUGUAUGAUAAAACAAAUAUUUCUGUAUGGGCUCGUAAAGAACUGAUAGAAAACAAUCGCAUAAGUUUUACACUGACACUCAUUCAAACUAGUCUUCAGUUUUUAACUGAUUAUUUCAAUGAAACUGAUGAUGAUUUUUUACCAACUAAAAUUGAUUUCUUAGCUGUACCAGAUUUUGCUAAUAAUGAUGCAACUUCGAACUGGGGUUUACUAUCAUUUCGUGAAGAUAUAUUGAGUUUUGACGAGAAAUUAAAUUCAGCUGAAAUGCAACAAAACGUCGCAAAAACAAUUGUUGAACAAUUAGUACAGUUUUGGUUUGGUAACAGUGUAACCAUAAAUUGGUGGAACGAUAUUUGGCUGCAUAAAGCAAUGGCCGCCUUUAUUUCCUAUAAGGUAUUAGAUGCACAGUUUCCAUCGUGGAAUAUUACCCAACAAAUAGUAGUUCGUGACAUAGUUCCCGCAUUGUGGCACGACUCAAAACCGAGUUCUCAUCCGCUUUCAAAUAAUAAUAUCACAACAAAUGCUGAAAUAAUUAAUUUAUUUGAUUCCAUAACAUAUUUGAAAGGUGCAUCAGUUUUACGCAUGUUCGAAAAUAUUGUUGGAGCAGAUCAAUUUCAAGGUGCAACACAAAUAUAUUUGCAACGAAAUCGUUUCGAUAUUGGUAAUCCAUCGGAUUUUUAUACAUCACUUAACUGGACGUUCGUUCAAACAACUGCCGAAGAAUACAUAAAAUCAUGGUUAGAAGAACCUAAUUAUCCAUUAUUAAGUGUUCAUAUGGAUGCAACAAAUCCAUCAGGUACAACGAUUACAUUUAGACAAAGUCGAUACAUUGGUGCUAUUGAGUUGGAUGACAGUAAUCUUAAUAGAAACUUUAGAUGGAAAAUAAAUAUUUACUGUACAGUGGGAGGUAUUGAUAAUGGAACAAUCGCUAGUCUAACAGAAAACGCGAACGAACCAUUAGUACAGUUGCUAUUACAAACUGAAAAUGAUACGGUAUCUAUACCAGGCAAACAAUAUGCAUGGAUAAAAUGCAAUAAAGAUUUCAAUGGAUUUUAUGUUACCGAAUAUUCUGUUACUAAUCAGGAAGAGUCACAAAUUUGGGAUAACUAUGAACAGCUCUUCGUCAUAACAGAGACAUUUUCAAAUGAAGAUAAAGCUAAUUUGAUCAAUGAUGCCUUUAUAUUGGGUCACAUAGGAACUUUACUUUAUCAAGAAGCCCUAAAAGUCGUCUUACCUCUUGGUCAAACAAAAGAACAAUAUCUUCCAUGGAAAGCAUUCAUUUGGCACUGGCACAAUUUAGCCGAUGUCGAAGAACAUUCAAAAUACUUUCGAGGUUUUAAAAUUGAAUUUUAUUUUUACAGUCUAUAUAAAUCAUCACGUUUCGAAUUAUUAUGUCGUAUGCAAGAUACAGAUGCGUUAUUAAAAGCGUCAGAACUUUAUUAUCUGAUAGAUCCAUCUUACUUUUUCAAUUCAAGUGCUGAUACAAAUGUUAGUCCAGAUUAUUUGACUACAGUUUUACAAUAUCAUAUACAAAAUACGUACAAUGUUGAAGAAUGGUAUUAUAUGUACCAAAACUAUACAGUAAACACUGUGGGAACAGCUCAAGAACGUCUUGCAAUGUUAGCAGCACUUAGUCAAUCGAAAGAUAUAUGGAGAUUGAAAUUAUUGUUGGAAGACGGUCUUGACUUCACUAAUAGUCUCAUUGAAACACAAGAUUUUAUAUCCAUAAUGGAAUUUAUUGCAAAAAAUCCUGUUGGACGUUAUAUUGUAUGGAAUUUUUAUCGGCACAAUUAUGAAGAAUUUAUUAGCAGAUUUGGUUUUAAUAAUCGUCCCUUCAAUGCACUAAUAUUAAUCCUAACAAAAUCAUUUGAAAAUGAAUAUUAUCUUACGGAAGUGCAAGAAUUCAUUGCUAAAUUUCCACAUCCUAUCGGUUCUAACGUACAACAACUAGCUCGGGAACAAACAAUAAUGAAUUUUGAAUGGUUAUUGGAUGAAGCUGAAGGUCUUGAUGAAGCAAUAUCUGGCGGUGAUAAGCAAAAAUUGAAUAAAAAACUGAUCUCCUAA